Molecule: messenger RNA, 1664 nt
Organism: Erinaceus europaeus (western European hedgehog)
Lineage: Eukaryota; Metazoa; Chordata; Mammalia; Eulipotyphla; Erinaceidae
Product: L-lactate dehydrogenase A chain
Exons: 8
Coding region: 61-1146 (361 amino acids)
Biological process (GO): carboxylic acid metabolic process
Cellular component (GO): cytoplasm
Molecular function (GO): L-lactate dehydrogenase (NAD+) activity
Source: RefSeq, a predicted model, not a curated record
UACUCAAAGGGAUCUUUUAACUGAGAAAAGGCCAACCCCUCUUGGGGUUAGUUAGCCAAGAUGUGUGAGUCUUCUGGAGGUUUUACUUACACCGAAACUUCGAUAUUAUUUUUCCAUGCCAAGGUUCCUUGUGGUUCAAAGUCCGCAAUGGCAACUCUCAAGGAUCAACUGAUUGAGAAUCUUUAUAAGGAAGAACUUACCCCCGAGAAUAAAAUUACAGUUGUUGGGGUUGGUGCUGUUGGCAUGGCCUGUGCCAUCAGUAUCUUAAUGAAGGACCUGGCAGAUGAACUUGCUCUGGUAGACGUCAUGGAGGACAAACUGAAGGGAGAGAUGAUGGACCUCCAACAUGGCAGCCUUUUCCUGAAAACACCAAAAAUUGUCUCGGGGAAAGACUAUAGUGUGACUGCAAACUCCAAGCUGGUUAUCAUCACAGCUGGGGCACGUCAGCAAGAAGGAGAGAGCCGUCUUAAUUUGGUUCAGCGUAACGUGAACAUCUUCAAAUUCAUCAUUCCUAAUGUUGUAAAAUAUAGCCCUAACUGCAAACUACUUGUUGUUUCCAAUCCAGUGGAUAUCUUGACCUAUGUGGCUUGGAAGAUAAGUGGCUUUCCCAAAAACCGUGUUAUUGGAAGUGGUUGUAAUCUGGAUUCAGCCCGAUUCCGUUACCUAAUGGGGGAAAGAUUGGGAGUACACCCAGUAAGCUGUCAUGGCUGGGUGCUUGGAGAGCAUGGUGACUCUAGUGUGCCUGUUUGGAGUGGCGUGAAUGUUGCUGGCGUCUCCCUGAAGAAUCUGCACCCCGAGUUAGGCACUGAUUCAGAUAAGGAGCAAUGGAAAGAGGUUCACAAACAAGUGGUCGACAGUGCUUAUGAGGUGAUCAAGCUGAAAGGAUAUACAUCUUGGGCCAUUGGACUGUCUGUGGCAGAUUUGGCAGAAAGUAUAAUGAAGAAUCUUAGGCGGGUACAUCCAAUUUCCACCAUGAUUAAGGGCCUCUAUGGAAUAAAAGAUGAUGUCUUCCUUAGUGUGCCCUGCAUCUUGGGGCAGAAUGGAAUCUCAGAUGUUGUGAAGGUGACCCUGAGUGCUGAGGAGGAGGCUCGUUUGAAGAAGAGUGCAGAAACACUCUGGGGGAUCCAGAAAGAGCUGCAGUUUUAAAUUCUCCUAAUUUUGUACCACUUAACUGUUUAGGCUAUGAUAGGAUUUUAGUUGGAGUUGUGCAUUUUGUCCUUUUUAAAAAUCUCAUCUGUGACUGAAACAGUACUAUUAUGACAGCCUAAUAAAUAAAGCUGUUUCCUGGAGACUGAGAUAGAAAUGGUUUGUGAAACCCUGUAUCUUUAUCCUAUUGCUGAAAGAACCUUUAAACUGGUUAAUGUAAAACAGCUCCACAGGUGACCUUACUGCCCUUCAAAUGAGAUGUGUUUUUAUUGUCUGUUAAGUAACAUCUGGCUCCUUCAUUCAGUUGGCCUACUCCAACAUUUUUCUCCUGUUGGUCAUAGUCUGGGAUACAUAAAUCCAACAAUGCAUGUUUUAUGCAUAAUUGUUCUGAUGGAUCUUAUUUUGUUUACUGUAUGUGUCAAAGUAGUGUACAUUGCCAUGUAAUGUAACAAAAAAAAAAAAGACCUACAUAAAAACAGUGUAACCAACUAAAACACCAAAUAAACCUUGAACAGUGA